AUGAAUGCACAGGGCUUAUUAGCAUCAGCCGGCAUUAACAUAGGGCUGGCCAUUGUUGUUCUCACUUUCUUCUCCAUCUUUAAGAAGCAGCUCUGCAGCGCCCCUGUUUAUCUACCUAAGAAGCUAGCAACAGGCGGUAUUGGGCCAUUACAAGAAGAGCUGGAAGGGUCAGGGUUUAGCAGGUUCCUUCCUUCUGCUUCUUGGUCCCUUCGAGCUCUUCGACUGUCAGAGGAUGAGUUUCUUCAGACCUGCGGCCUUGAUGCUCUCGUCAUUCUUCGACUUUUCAAACUUGGCAUCAAGCUUUUUACAGCUUGCUCAGCCAUUGGAUUAUUGGUACUUCUCCCUGUCAAUUAUACCAGUGAACAUGAACCAACAAAAACAUUAUCUCAUUCUAUGGAUUCAUUUACUAUGUCCAACAUUGGAAGAGGUUCCAAUAGGUUAUGGGUGCAUUUUUUCUGCCUAUAUUUUAUUUCAUUUUACAGUUACUACCUAUUGUAUCAGGAAUACAAGAACAUCUUGACCAGAAGGAUUGAGUGGCUCAAUAAGGAUUGCUCUCGGCCUGAUCAAUUUACUGUAAUUGUUCGGGAAAUUCCAGUUUGUACGGAACACCAUGAUCUUGGAUGCUGUGUAGACCAUUUUUUCUCUAAACACCAUCCAUUUACAUACCAAUGGCAUAUGAUGGCAUAUGAUGGGCAACACAUUGAGGAGUUGAUGGAGUUGCCAGUUGCAUUUGUAUCGUUCAAGUCUCGUUGGGGGGCAGCCAUUGCUGCACAAACUCAGCAAUAUGUAAAUCCACUUCUUUGGAUCACAGAAAUGGCACCAGAACCUAGGGAUGUAUUAUGGCACAAUUUGGCUAUUCCUUAUGGGAAUUUGGUAUUUCACAAGAUCGGGGUUUCUAUUGCAGCUUCACUACUUACAAUUUUUUUUGCUUUCCCAGUCACUGCUGUUCAGGGGAUAGUUCAACUAGAGAGCAUUAAGAAAUGGUUUCCACCGGUUAGAGCUUUACAAUUGAUACCAGGCUUAGCCUCUAUAGUGACAGGAUAUCUUCCGAGUGUCAUCCUUAACAGCUUCAUUUAUUGCGUUCCCUUUGCCAUGCUUGGGUUAUCAUCUCUAGAAGGUUGCAUGUCAAGAAGCAAAAAGGAGAUCAAAGCAUGCAGCAUGGUGUACUAUUUCUUGGUUGGGAAUGUAUUUUUCUUGAGCUUGCUAUCAGGGUCAUUACUUUAUCAGAUUGGGGAAUCUUUCACACACCCAAGAAGUUUUCCGAGCCGCCUAGCCAGUGCUGUCUCUGCUCAAGCGGAUUUCUUUAUUACCUACAUAUUAACAGAUGGACUCUCUGGUUUCUCGCUGGGAAUUCUUCAGCCUGGUUUAUUGAUCUGGCACCUCAUCACAUCAAAUUCAUUGUGGCGAGGAUCAAAGAAUGAGCCAUAUCUUUUUUCUCUACCCUAUUACAAAGUCCUUCCCACUGUUUCACUUUCUAUAUUGAUUGGUUCAGUGUAUGCCGUCGUUGCACCUUUGCUUCUUCCUUUUCUUAUUGUUUACUUCAUUCUUGGCUACAUGGUGUACCUCAAUCAGAUACAAGAUGUAUAUGCAAUUGUAUAUGAGACAUGCGGACAAUAUUGGCCACAUAUCCAUCAUUAUAUUAUCGUAGCUAUGAUUGUUACACAGAUUACUAUGAUUGGUCUGUUCGGGUUGAAAGCAAAACCGUCAGCAUCAAUUUUAACAGUUCCACUCCUAAUGUUAACCUUGCUGUUUAAUGAGUACUGCAAAAUGCGCUUUCUUCCAGCAUUUUACAAAUACUCCAUUCAGAACUCUAUGGAAAGGGAUGAGGAGGAUGAGAAGGAGGGCGUGUUGCAAAUGAACAGUGAACAUGCUCUUCUUGCAUAUUCCCCACCUUAUCUGCUGCCCUUGAACUUCACAUCACCACAGUCUAGCACCAUCCAACCACUGGUGUCAUCAACGUAG
This is a messenger RNA of Amborella trichopoda, 1962 nucleotides long. RefSeq names its product Early-responsive to dehydration stress protein (ERD4). Lineage: Eukaryota; Viridiplantae; Streptophyta; Magnoliopsida; Amborellales; Amborellaceae. Gene Ontology annotation, cellular component: plasma membrane. The record is from RefSeq and is a predicted model, not a curated record. Gene Ontology annotation, molecular function: calcium-activated cation channel activity.